CCGCGGCGUGUUAAAAGUCCUCCGUCACCCAUUUGUAACAGACGCUCUCUCUCUCUCUCUCUCUCGAGAUUCUUCGUAUGCAGUCUUAUAUGUCCCAUGUCACGUAGGCUUAGCCAUGACCCUGUACAUGCCCUUGUUCAGGUCCUGCACCAUCUUAAGAACACUCACCCAACUCCAUGCCCACCUCGUAAUUUCAGGUCUCCACAGAGACCCACAAGCCUCUACCAAACUCAUCGAAUCUUAUGCCCAAAUGGGUUCCAUCCAAUCCUCAACCCGAGUUUUUGAAACCUUCCCAAAGCCAGAUGCUUUCAUGUGGGGUGUGCUUAUGAAGUGCCUUGUGUGGAAUCACUACUUUCAAGAAGCCAUUUCACUCUAUCACAAAAUGUUGCACCAUGUAACCAGCAUGAACAGGUUUAUAUUCCCUUCCAUUUUGAGAGCUUGUUCGGGAUAUGGUGAUCUGGGUGUUGGAGGGAAGGUCCAUGGGAGGAUAAUAAAAUGUGGGUUUGACUCUGAUGUGGUGAUUGAGACCUCAUUGCUUGGUUUGUAUGGAGAACUGCGUUGCUUAGAUAAUGCUCGGAAGGUGUUUUACGCAAUGCCAAUGAGAGAUGUGGUGUCGUGGAGUUCGAUUAUUUCGUGUUUAGUGGAGAAUGGAGAGGCAAGUGAAGGGCUUGAGAUGUUCCGUUGGAUGGUCUCCGAAGGUGUUGAAUCGGAUUCAGUCACAAUGCUUGGUGUAGCUGAGGCUUGUGGGGAGUUGGCAUGGUUGAGAGUAGCAAGGUCAGUACAUGGUCAUGUUGUCAGAAGGGGAAUUAAAAGUGAUGGGGCUUUAGAAAACUCUCUAAUUUCAAUGUACAGUAAAUGUGGUGACUUGCAGAGUGUGGAAAGGAUUUUUCGUAGGGUUACUCAUUGGCGCACUGCAUCUUGGACUGCAAUGAUCUCCUCCUACAAUCAAGCUGGUUAUUUUUCAGAAGCACUAGACGCUUUUGUUGAGAUGCAAGAGUCUAAAGUGGAACCCAAUUCAGUAACCUUGAUGAGUGUUCUGCGGUCUUGUAUUAGGUUAGACUUGCACAAAGAAGGGAGGUCUGUUCAUUGCUUUGCUAUUAGAAACGUUCUAGACCCUGACCUUGAUUUUUUAGGAUCCGCAUUAUUCGAAUUGUACUCUGAAAUUGGGGGACUAAGCUAUUGUCAGAAAGUUCUUAAUACAAUUGGAGAGAGAAAUGUGGUGUCAUGGAACACAAUUAUUUCAGGCUAUUGCCAGAAAGGCUUGUUGAGAGAGGCAUUGCUAAUCUUUGUGCAGAUGCAGACCCAAGGACUAAUGCCAGAUUCUUUCAGCAUGUCAAGUGCUCUCUCAGCUUGUGGAAAGGUGGGUUUACUAGAACUCGGGCAUCAGAUACAUGGUCAUAUAAUCAAAAGAGGCUAUUUGGAUGAGUUUGUCUUGAAUUCACUGAUUGAUAUGUACUCAAAAUGUGGGUUUGUAGAUUCAGCAUACAUGAUAUUUGAUAAGAUUCAACACCUUGGUGUCAUAACAUGGAAUUCAAUGAUUUCCGGAUUUUCUCAAAAUGGUGACCCUGUCAUGGCGAUUAGUCUUUUUGAUAAAAUGUUCUUGAACUGUCUCGAGAUUAAUGAAGUCGCCAUUUUAAGUGUCAUUCAAGCUUGCUCCGAAUUAGGUUAUCUAGAAAAGGGAAAAUGGGUUCACCACAAGCUCAUAACAUAUGGUUUGGGAAAAGAUCUCUAUAUUGAUACAGCUCUAACUGAUAUGUAUGCCAAAUGCGGAGACCUUCGGUCCGCUCAAGUAGUAUUUGACAUGAUGGAAGAAAGAAGUGUUGUGUCAUGGAGUGUCAUGAUUGCCGGGUACGGUAUGCAUGGCAAGAUUAAUGCUGCCAUAUCAAUCUUUACCCAAAUGCGGGAUACAGGAAUGCAACCAAAUGAGAUUACCUUCAUGAACAUUCUUUCAGCUUGCAGUCAUGCAGGAGCUGUCGAGAAAGGAAGGUUCUAUUUCAGAUCAAUGAGGGAUUUCGGCAUUGAGCCCAGCGCAGAACAUUUUGCUUGUAUAGUUGACCUUCUGAGUCGAGCUGGUGAUCUCACCGGAGCAUAUGAAAUCAUAAAAUCAAUGCCAUUCUCCGUAGAUGCCAGCAUAUGGGGCGCCCUUCUUAAUGGAUGUAGAAUCCACCAGAGGAUGGACAUGAUUAAAAGCAUUGAAACAGACCUUUUAGAUAUCAGCACAGAUGACAGUGGAUACUACACCUUAUUUUCUAACAUAUAUGCUGAAGGAGGGAACUGGGAUGAAUUUGGAAAUGUGAGAUUAAUGAUGAAAGGCAUCGGUCUGAGGAAGGUCCCUGGAUACAGUAUAAUUGAGCUGGAUAGGCAAGUUUACAGAUUUGGAGCUGGAGAUACCCCUCAUCCCCAAAUGAAGGAGAUUUACAGUUUUCUGGAGAAUUUUCAGAGUCUCACUCGCGAACUAGGGAUAACGUAGAAUUUGGUAUGUUCAAGUCUAGUAUAUUCUCUGUGGAAUUAUGUUCAGGUCCAUUUCCAGAAACAACACUUUAAUUUCCUAGAACACCUUGCUUGUGAGUGCUACUGGUUCAUGGUAUGUGUCUAAAAUCCCAGGCAGAUCACUAUGAGAGAUUUCAGCUAGUUGAAUCCUUCUACGAAAUUGAAUGGGAACCACAGUUGCUGGGGGAUCUUUGAGGUAGCUCUGGUUACUCCACUGGGGAAAUCAGACAGGUCUUACGUACAGUUCAUUAUAUUUUUGGAGCUCAACACCCACAAGGGUUGUAGUUUAUUGUGGCACAUGACAGCA
Prunus avium (sweet cherry) is the source of this 2797-nucleotide messenger RNA. Its product is annotated as Tetratricopeptide repeat (TPR)-like superfamily protein. The record is from RefSeq and is a predicted model, not a curated record. NCBI's taxonomy places the organism in Eukaryota, Viridiplantae, Streptophyta, Magnoliopsida, Rosales, Rosaceae. Gene Ontology annotation, molecular function: protein binding; RNA binding. Gene Ontology annotation, biological process: RNA modification.